Lepus europaeus (European hare) is the source of this 6386-nucleotide messenger RNA. RefSeq names its product leucine rich pentatricopeptide repeat containing (gene LRPPRC). Lineage: Eukaryota; Metazoa; Chordata; Mammalia; Lagomorpha; Leporidae. Gene Ontology annotation, molecular function: protein binding. The transcript is spliced from 38 exons. The record is from RefSeq and is a predicted model, not a curated record. The coding region runs from base 39 to 4223 and encodes 1394 amino acids.
CUGAGGAACGUGCAUCCCGCCGUGGGGACAGCCAAGCCAUGGCAGCCCUGCUGAGACCCGCUCGCUGGCUUCUCCGCGCCGGCAGGGCCGCGCGCCUCCCGCUCUCCCUGCGUCUCCUAGCGGGCUGCUCGGGCCUGCCGCACGCCGUCCCCUGUCUGCCCGCCGCUCGCUCUGGGCCGAUCGCAGGGGGUCUACUGAGCCAAGCCAGGCUGUAUGCCAUUGCUGCUGAAAAAAAGAAUGUUCUUCAAGAGGAGCCCACUUUGUCUUCCAAAAGGAAUGCCAGUCGGUUUGAUUGGGCACUCAUGAGACUAGAUAAUUCUGUAAGAAGAACUGGCCGCAUUCCAAAGAUGCUUCUACAGAGAGUCUUUGAUAGCACAUGCCACUCAGGUAGCCCAGGGAGUAAUCAAGCCUUGCUUCUGCUGCGCAGCUGUGGUUCUCUCUUGCCUGAACUAACUCUCGCAGAGAGAACAGAAUUUGCUCAUAGGAUAUGGGGAAAGCUUCAGAAAUUGGGUACUGUGUAUGAUGUGAGUCACUACAAUGCUUUACUUAAAGUCUAUCUUCAAAAUGAAUAUAAAUUCUCACCAACUGAUUUCCUGUCAAAAAUGGAGGAAGCAAAUAUUCAACCAAAUCGAGUAACAUACCAGAGGUUGAUUGCUGCUUAUUGUAAUGUUGGAGAUAUUGAAGGUGCCAGCAAGAUUCUUGGAUUUAUGAAAACUAAGGAUCUUCCUGUUACAGAAGCUGUGUUCAGUGCUCUUGUUACAGGACAUGCAAGAGCUGGAGAUAUGGAGAAUGCAGAAAAUAUUCUCACAGUGAUGAAAGAGGCCGGCAUUGAGCCUGGCCCAGACACAUACCUAGCAUUAUUGAAUGCAUACGCCGAGAAGGGUGACAUUGACCGUGUUAAGCAGACCCUGGAGAAGGUGGAAAAAUCUGAUCUUUACCUGAUGGACCGUGACUUACUGCAGAUUAUCUUUAGCUUCAGUAAAGCUGGAUAUCCUCAGUAUGUCUCAGAAAUUUUGGAAAAGAUUACAUAUGAAAGAAGAUAUAUUCCAGAUGCAAUGAACCUCAUUUUGCUUUUAGUCACUGAAAAAUUGGAAGAUACUGCAUUGCAAAUUUUAUUAGCAUGUCCUAUAUCAAAGGAAGACAACCUGACUGACUUUGGCAGUUUCUUCUUAAAACACUGUGUGACUGUGGAUACGCCUGUGGACAAGCUGAUAGACUACUGCAAGAAGCUAAAGGAAGCACAGAUGCACUCAUCUCCUUUGCAGUUCACGCUCCAUUGUGCUUUAGUAGCCAACAAAACUGAUUUGGCAAAAGCUCUAAUGAAGGCUUUGAAGGAAGAAGGUUUUCCUGUGCGAACUCACUAUUUCUGGCCAUUGCUAGUUGGAAAUCAGAAGAAGAAAAAUGUUCAAGGUAUAAUUGAAGUCCUCAAAGGAAUGCAUGAAAUGGGAGUAGUUCCUGAUCAGGAGACUUACGUCAAUUAUGUGUUCCCAUCCUUUGAUAAUGUACAGUCAGUACGUACUGUUUUGCAGGAAAAUGGAUGUCUACCUGAAAGUGAUACGUUUUCUCAAGCUGAAGUGAGACAUGAAGCACUAAAUGGGAACCUAGCCUUUAUUUUGUCAUUUUUGGAGUCAAAUACAACGCCUUUCCCAUUUAAUUCCUUGAGGGGCAGCCUGAUUCUUGGCUUUAGGAGGUCUAUGGAUGUAAAUCUUUGGAGCAAGAUAACAGAAUUGUUGUACAAGGAUGGACGGUAUUGCCAGGAGCCUCCAGGACCCACGGAAGCUGUUGGCUAUUUUCUUUAUAACUUGAUUGACAGCAUGAGUGACUCAGAGGUACAGGCCAAGGAGGAGCGUUUGAGACAAUACUUCCAUCAGCUGAAGGAGAUGAAUGUUAAAAUUCCUGAAAAUAUAUACAGAGGCAUCCGUAAUCUCCUGGAUAGCUACCAUGUUCCUGAAUUGAUUAAGGAUGUUAAUAUGUUGGUUGAAAGAGAGAAGAUAGACUCUCAAAAAACUUUCCAGCCUGCAUCAUCUGAUUUAGAGUCUACACUUGAAAAACUGAAAGCCAAAAAUCAACCUAUAGGAGAUGUCCUAAAGCAGCUCAUAUUAAUUCUUUGUUCAGAAGAGAAUAUGCAAAAAGCUCUUGAAUUGAAAGCAAAAUAUGAAUCAGACAUGGUUCUUGGUGGCUAUGCAGCUUUAAUAAAUUUGUGCUGUCGACAUGAUAAUGCAGAGGAUGCAUUGAACUUGAAACGGGAAUUUGACCGUUUAGAUUCAUCUGCCGUCCUUGAUACCAACAAGUACGUAGGCCUUGUAAAAGUAUUGGGAAAACAUGGCAAGCUCCAAGAUGCUAUUAACAUUCUAAAGGAGAUGAAAGAGAAGGAUGUUCUUAUCAAAGAUGCAACAGUCUUGUCCUUUUUCCACAUCCUAAAUGGCGCAGCUCUAAGAGGUGAAAUUGAAACAGUAAAACAGUUGCAUGAAGCCAUCGUGACUCUAGGGUUAGCAAAACCAUCCACCAACAUCAGUUCCCCAUUGGUCACUGUAUACCUGGAAAAGGACAACUUGACUGCUGCUCUUGAAGUCGCCAUUGACUGUUAUAGAAAAUAUAAAAUACUGCCAAGGAUUCAUGAUAUCUUAUGUAAACUGAUAGAGAAAGGCGAGACUGAUCUAAUUCAGAAAGCAAUGGACUUUGUGAGCCAAGAACAAGGUGAAAUGACAAUGCUCUAUGAUCUCUUCUUUGCCUUCUUACAAACAGGAAAUUACAAAGAGGCCAAGAAGAUCAUUGAGACACCUGGUAUUAGAGCACGACCCACAAGACUUCAGUGGUUUUGUGAGAGAUGUAUUUCAAGUAAUCAGGUUGAAACUCUGGAAAAAUUAGUGGAGCUGACACAGAAGCUGUUUGAAUGUGACAGAGACCAGAUGUACUACAGUCUGCUGAAACUCUACAAAAUAAAUGGUAACUGGCAAAAAGCUGACGCUGUCUGGAAUAAAAUGCAAGAAGAAAAUGUUAUUCCUCGUGAGAAGACAUUACGAUUAUUAGCAGAUAUCCUUAGAAACAGUAAUCAGGAAGUUCCAUUUGAUGUUCCGGAGUUGUGGUACGAAGAUGAAGCAGGUUCCCUGAGUUCCUCAUCGCCCUCACCUUUGGAAACUGAUAUCCAGAAAGAUGUGGUGAAAGCCUGCCAAAUGAAGAAGAACAAAGAUGCAUAUAAUAAAUUCCUGAAAGCGGAAAGGCAAAACAUUGUGUUUAACAGUGAAACUUACAACAGUCUUAUAAAAUUACUGUUGUCAAAGGACGGUUUUAUACAAGCAAUGCAAGUGAAAGAUUUCGCUGAGACCCACAUCAAGGGCUUCACACUGAACGAUGCUGCCAACAGCCUCCUCAUCAUAACGCAAGUUAGGCGGGAUUAUUUGAAAGAGGCUCUGAAGACGCUAAAAGCUGCCUUGGACCUGGGGCAGAUGCCCUCUAGGUUAGCAGUGACCCGCCUCAUCCAGGCAUUUGCCCUGAAGGGUGAUGUACAAAGCGUAGAAGCAAUUCAGAAGAUGGUGCAUGGACUUGAAUCAAUUGGACUUUCGCGGAUGGUUUUCAUCAAUAACAUUGCUUUGGCACAAAUAAAGAACAAUAACGUAGAUGUUGUCGUUGAAAACAUUGAAAAUAUGCUUACUUCAGAGACUCCGACCGUGGAGCCCCAGUUCUUUGGCUUGGCCUACUUAUUCAGAAAAGUAAUAGAGGAGCGAUUGGAUCCAGCAGCGGAAAAGUUAAGCAUCAUGGCAGAGAGACUGGCCAAUCAGUUUGCAGUUUACAAACCUGUCACCGAUUUCUUCCUUCAGCUUGUGGAUGCAGGCAAGACAGAUGAUGCCAGAGCCCUCCUACAGAGAUGUGGCGCAAUUGCCGAACAAAUCCCAAUUUUGUUGGUGUUCUGUAUUAGGAGCGCUCAGAAACCGGGAAAGGCACCAACUCUGAAAUCUUUGUUAGAAUUGAUUCCUGAAUUAACUGAAAAGGAAGAAGCAUACGCUUCUGCCAUGAAAAGCUACGUCCUGGACAAAGACGUCGCGUCUGCUAAAGCACUGUAUGAACAUUUGACGGCAAAGAAGACAAAACUGAACGAUCUGUUUCUGAAGCGCUACGCGGUGUUGCUGAAGGGCGCUGGAGAGCCAGUCCCUUUCACGGAGCCCCCUGAAAGCUUUGAAUUCUAUGCAAAGCAGCUAAAGGAAUCAACAGAGAAGCUCUCGUGAGAUUAAGGAGGCACUUUGCUGCAUGUAUGUUCAUGAUUCUGGACUAAAUGUUAUUUGUAAAAUGUACUAGAAAAAAUAAAGUGAAAAAUUACUUUUUUACAUACUUUCAUGUGUAAAAUGUGAACAUUCAGCAUCUUAUUGCUGAUUUUGUGUCCACUGAGUCAUAAUACGUCUGUGUUGUUUCUUUACGGCUCCUCUGUAUGAAGCCGUAACUCUUCAGGGUUCUUCCGGCUGAUGCCAUCAGUUUUCCUGCUCUGUUUCAUUUGUUAUUUUCAUUAAAAUCUUAUUCCUUUCAAACUUGCUUGUUUGUAUUGUUUAUCUGAAAAAUUUUGGAGCUAGAGAAACAAUACUUAGCUUCCCACUGUUUAAUAUUCUAUAACUCUGCUGUGUGUGUGAAGUCCUGGAUAACUUUCCAGUUCUGUAAAUCACCAAAUCUAGCAUUUGUGGUUUUCCAGCGAGCAGCAGAGUCCAGUCACUGUCGCCAUCACCUGCCCUCGGCCAGGUGCUGUUGGCCAGCUCCCGAUGCACACGUUCAGCACAUGGUCGUUCUUUCCCUUUUUCCAGGGGCACCCAUGAAGUCUGAGUCUUGGUCAUGUCCUCCCAUUUUUUAAAAACCUUUAUUUCUUUAUCAGAAAGGCAGAGAGAGAGAUCCACUGCUUCACUCCCCAAAUGGCCGCAACAGCCCAGGCUGGGCCAGGCCAAAGCUAGAAGCCGGGAACUCCAUCCUGUUCUUCCACAUGGGUGGCAGAGACCCAAGCACUUGAGCCACCUUCCACUGCCUUUCCAGAUGCCAUUAGCAGGGAGCUGGAUCAGAAGCAGAGUAACUGAGACUCAGACUAGGACUCCGACAUGGGAUGCUGCUGUCACAGGUGGCAGCUUUACUGGCUGUACCGCGGCACCAACCCAGGUCCUCUCAUUUGCUUCCAGGACUCUGUUAGCACAAAGCACACCUACCCCAGGCUUGCAACAUUACGCUUGUAUCCUGUAAAUAUGUGAUUCCAUGUAUGAAGGGGUGAGCUACUGGUUUGUGUUCACUUUUAUAGGUUAAAAGUUACCCUCAUGCUGGCUCUUGUGCCUUUUAAUAUCUAUAGCAUAAGUACAUUAAUAAGGUUUAGGAUGGGAAAUCAAGACAGUUUAUAAAGGUGGGGUAGGUAAUUAAUUUUGAAAAAUAUUGAAGAUAUUUUAUUUGAGGAUUACCCUCCACUGUGGGUGUUCCUUGUCAAUUUGAAUUUGGUGACCAGCUUCUGUGGUUCAGUGUGGACUUGGUUCCUAAGUUAAGGGAAGACUUUGCCUUGGGCAAGUAGGUGGACCUUUUCCUCUGUGCUUUUGACCUUGUGUUAAGGACCAGCCCUCCUCCAUCCGGUGCCUGCCUCAGAGAGGGAGAAGGGAGGCUCGAUGGCGGAAGACAAGUGCAUGUCGUCAUGGCACUAGCCUUGCCUUUACUUCCACUGUUUCAGAGUUCGACCUGAGGAGGCAGGUGCCUUGGCCAAUGCUGUGUCUUAGGAGACAUAACCCAGGCCCAGCACCUGUACAGGUUUCACUACUGAUUCACUGGGAGCCUCCCUCCUGUUCACCUGUCACUCGUGAUUGCACUGAAGCCAGCCUUAUUUUUUGCGGUCAUGCUAACCACAAAUUAGUUGAGCUAAGUUUUAUUGAUGUUCGUUAAAAUCAACCCUUGAAGUGAGGCAUACAUAACCUUGGGGCAUAACCUGAAUUUGCCAGUCAAUUUAGGGAAAGCAGAAAGUAAAAAAUCUGAUUUGCAUGAAGUGACUGCUUGCUUAUGACUCUGAAAAAGGUGAAUGCAGUAAAGAAGAGAUUGUUCAAAACCCCCAUCUAGCAUUCUGAACAGCAGAUGGGGCACGAAGCAAAUUGUUUACAAGGGACUGACUGGUCAAAUAUCCUUAGCACUGUAUGGGUUCCCCUUUUGAAUGUAAAUGUGUAAAGUGAAACUGUAUGUUCUAAGUGAGUUUAAAUGCUUUCUAAAUAGGUAAUAGCUAAACUGAAAACAUUAGCAAUAUAAAUAAAAUAAUACAGCUCAAUUUACUAGACUUAAAUUAUAAGCAUAAAACUAAUUCUUCAAAGUAAAACUGUCACUGUAAACUUCUGGAAGGUAUAGUAUUUUAUAUGUAAUUGUAUGUUAAUGCACUUGAACCUAAUACAAAU